ACAACCGCGCAGUCGCAGUUUGCUGACCUUCCAUGGUACUGGAAGCAUGGCUACCCGGGCACUUACGAAAGGCCUUUUCGGGUUACGAUAUUCACGGGCUGUCACAGUAGCAUCCUCCUGUGGUGGACAUCAGUAUGUGACAGCACCGUCUGUUGAGCCGUCUCAACCGCAGUGUGACGAUGUUACAGAAAAAAUAUUAAACCAGCCCCUUGAGCAGCCAGACUUUUUCCGUGUGUCUGAGCUCUUCUCCUUGAAAGACUUGUUCGACGCCAGAGUGCACCUGGGUCACAAGAAAGGCUGCAGGCACAGGCUCAUGGAGCCGUAUCUCUAUGGCUGUCGUUUGGAUCAUGAUAUUAUUGAUCUGGACCAGACUGUGGAGCACCUUCAGCAAGCCCUCAACUUCACCGCCCACGUGGCAUAUCGCGGUGGCAUCAUUCUGUUUGUCAGCAGGCGGCGUCAAUUUGGCCAUCUGGUGGAGACAACUGCCAAGGAUUGUGGGGAGUAUGCGCACACGCGCUACUGGCAGGGCGGCCUCCUCACCAACGCCAACAUCCAGUACGGCCCCGGAGUCCGCUUACCGGAUCUCAUCGUCUUCCUUUCAACUCUCAACAAUGUCUUUCAGCAGCAUGUGGGCAUCAGAGACGCAGCCAAGAUGAACAUUCCCACAGUGGGCGUGGUGGACUCGAACUGCAACCCCAGCCUGGUGACUUACCCCGUCCCCGGGAACGACGACACUCCAGUCGCCGUGGAGCUGUAUUGUCGUUUAUUUAAAAUGGCCAUCAACCGCGCCAAAGACAGAAGAAGGCAGAUGGAGCUCAUUUAUAGUCUGUCAGCGCCCACCUCACAGAGCUCAUGACAAAAUAAAUAAGAGACGUUAAAAAUGCAUUUCAAGUAAAUUUUGGCUUCUUCCCUCCGUCAUGCUUCUGCACAAAUCCUCUGGUUGAACACAGUGCUGCUGUGCUGUUCUUAUUUAUGCCACACUCUUAAAAUAUGUCUCAAAAUUCACAAUGGAGCAGAAAUCUCUGAUAUGAUAAAGUUACCGUGUUUACAUGGACUGCUAUGAUCUUGAAUUGGAGACCAGUUUGUAAUUGUUCCAGUUAAAAGUGAAAACCCUUCAUAUGGCAUCUCAUUGUCUCAGUUUUCUCAUUUCCAACACAAAAGACAGUAACAGAUGUAGAACCCUUUGAGCCCCUGCUUCUUUAAAAAAAUAAAAAUGAACAUACUGCUGAAGCCUUAUACAUUUCUAUCUUCAGAACUGUAGCAGCUGAUUAUGACUACGGACAACAGAUCUUUCUUAAACCGCUGCUUUUUAGUAAUCUGACAAAAUGAUUGAAAUUCCCAUAGUGGACUAAAAUUCCAAAUUUAUAUGAGCAGGAAAUCCUGGAAUGGGUCGUGCACAGUCGCAGUUGUAGAUUGAAAGAAAAUUAAUUGACCCAUUGCCCCAACUUGAGUUACUCCAGUGUGCAGUCUAUGUAAAUGUAGUCUUUAGAUAUAUUUCCAUAAACAAAAAUACCUGUGCAGGUCAGCCAAAUGAUGUGUAACAUAAGCACCCUCUGUACUCAACAUUUAUUAAAAGCAGUUUCUAAGAAG
Messenger RNA from Archocentrus centrarchus (flier cichlid), 1590 nucleotides. It is a transcript of the gene mrps2, whose product is annotated as mitochondrial ribosomal protein S2. The record is from RefSeq and is a predicted model, not a curated record. Gene Ontology annotation, cellular component: ribosome; mitochondrial small ribosomal subunit. Gene Ontology annotation, molecular function: structural constituent of ribosome. Bases 47 to 856 code for a protein of 269 amino acids. Gene Ontology annotation, biological process: translation. Lineage: Eukaryota; Metazoa; Chordata; Actinopteri; Cichliformes; Cichlidae. The transcript has 4 exons.